AUGGGAUUAUCUUCAACAUGGAAGGCAACAGCCUUGCUAAUUUGGCUGGCUGCUACAGAUAGUGUAUACGGUUUGCCAGGCUCUGGUGUUGGUACUGCUGCAGAGAUAGUUCUUCAACAAACAGCGACUCAGCCCGCCAGAACUUUUGAAACACAGUAUCCUCCAUCGAACGAGAGAAUCCUUAUCCCAGAAGCUUCACCAAUUUACCGUGUGGCGCUGGAGAAGCAAGGUCAUCCAUCGCAGUUUCCUUUUCCCGGAGUCGACAUUAACCGUUUCCUUGAGACUGUCAAUGGAUUGUUGACUCCAACCAAGCCAAACAAACCAACCAAACCGAUUAAGCCAAUCAAACCGACCCACAAGCACCAGAAAUCACAUCAAAUUACUACUACAACUGUGCCAAAAACUGUCGCGAAAGCACCCAAGGAAACACAGCCUGCAACAUCUGCCAACGUUCCGACUACUCUUUUGCCUGGUCCUGCCAGCAUGGACAACCAAGACAUUUUCUUGCCGGUCGCGACAGAAGCACCACCGGCUAACAUCAAAAGCCGCAAUGACCACCCUGUGCCUAACAAACAUGCCAACACUACUGAUCCAAUUGAGACGAACAAGUUUUACGCUGGCUUGUACUUGGGAUCGCAGACCAAUGCUAGCUUCACACAGCCUUACUCCCUUGGAUGGUCAAAGGGCGCUGGGACUCUGAAGAGCUGGGGCAUGUCGGCCUCCCACAUCGAAAUGAAUGUGAUGGCAUUUGGCCCCAAGAACGACAAGAUCCCUGGAUCCCCUGUCGAUUACUACAUCAACCCUGUUGGGCUUCAGCAUGUGAUCCUUUCGGCAACGGAGCUCGAUGCAGCCAGUGUCCUCAGCGUUGAAGAGCCUAAGGCAUUCUCCGCUCACGCAGUUCUAAGACGUUCCGCUGGCUCCGACCAAUCUAUUACCUUCCCGAUUGUUCAGGGCAUGGGCUAUAUUACUGGCGUUUACAAUAAUCUGCAACCGCUGAUCGAAAGUGGCAUUUUCUUCCGCAAAGUGGUGAAUGCGGGAUCCCCCAAAUCAGGUAUAUUCAAGUAUCAGGUUACUUUGGAAGACGACACCCAUUGGGUUCUUUAUGCUGCCCCGGAGGAUGGCCAGGACCCGAAACUCAAGUUGGCCUCGCAGUCUAGCAUUACUGGUCCAAAAGGAUUUGUGGGAAGCAUUCAGGUCGCCAAGAAUCCUGCAGGAAAGAACGGCGAAAAAUUCUACGAUAACUCGGCUGGUGUUUAUGCAGUAGAUGGUCACAUCGAUGGCACCGUCACAGGCGAUGUUGGCACAUACAGCCUUUCGUGGACCAAGGCUGGAAAACACGCACAUAAGAGUCCGCUCAUCACCUUCGCCUUACCACACCACGUUCAGUCCUUCGAUAAGAACACCCAGGGCCGUAUCACUGAUAUUCACUUGCGAACCACCACCAAGGGCAACGCAACUGCUGUUAUCGGCGAGACUUGGACCAUGACCGAAAGCAAUUUGCCCAUUGACAUUGGCUUUGCUCCUUGGUCAACCACGGAUGGAACUGCCAACAGCCUUUCCCCGGGCGCUCAGCAGGCUAUCCUCAAGGUCGCGCCUGCAGAAUUGCAGCAAGAUAUUGAGGCACAGAGUGAUCUGAACAGCAUGUACUACAGCGGUAAGGCUUUGAGUAAAUUUGCUACGUUGAUUUACACCGUGAGCCAGCUUGGCAACAACGCUGAAUUGGCCAAUGGAGCGUUCCAAAACCUGACAAAGAGCUUCGCCCGCUUCGUCAAUAAUGAGCAGCAAUUCCCCUUGGCCUAUGAUGCAGUCUGGAAGGGUGCCGUCUCCACUGCUGGUUAUGCUGGAGAUUUGAACUCUGAUUUUGGAAACACGGCGUACAACGACCAUCACUUCCACUAUGGCUACUUCAUCCAAGCCGCCGCAAUCAUCGGAGCUCUCGACCCUACCUGGCUCGCUGAGAACAAGGACUGGGUUAAUAUGCUGGUUCGUGAUGCGGGCAACUCCGUUCAGAAUGAUGCUUAUUUCCCAUUCUCGCGUGGCUUUGACUGGUACAAUGGCCACUCCUGGGCCAAGGGUCUGUUCGAGUCUUAUGAUGGCAAAGAUCAGGAAUCGACCUCGGAAGAUACUUUGUUUGCAUAUGCGGUGAAGAUGUGGGGACGUACGACUGGCGAUGCUAGCAUGGAGGCUCGUGGGAAUAUGAUGCUGGGCAUCAUGCGACGAAGCCUGGAUAGCUAUUUCUUGAUGCAGGAUAACAACACCAACCAACCUGCCAACUUCAUCGCCAACAGGGUGACUGGUAUUCUGUUUGAGAACAAGGUUGACCACACCACAUAUUUUGGUAACAACCUCGAGUUUGUGCAAGGAAUCCACAUGUUGCCUCUUCUCCCGCACUCCGGCUACAUUCGCCAACGUAGCUUUGUGACCCAGGAGUGGAAUGACAUGUUUGCCGCCACUGCUUCAACUCCAGCCUCAAAUGUGGAAGGAGGCUGGAAAGGUGUUUUGUACGCCAACCUGGCUCUCAUCGAUCCGCAUGCCGCCUGGGACUUCUUCGCACAGGACAACUUCGACUACAGCUGGAUUGAUGGUGGCGCAUCUCGAACCUGGUAUCUUGCUUACGCUGCAGGUUUGUCUCUACUUGAAUCCAGAACUUUGAUCACGCACUUGCUAACAAUGACAGGCCUUGGCGGAAGCCCGUAG
Penicillium verhagenii is the source of this 2697-nucleotide messenger RNA. Its product is annotated as glucan endo-1,3-beta-D-glucosidase. The coding region runs from base 1 to 2697 and encodes 898 amino acids. Gene Ontology annotation, molecular function: endo-1,3(4)-beta-glucanase activity; glucan endo-1,3-beta-D-glucosidase activity. Lineage: Eukaryota; Fungi; Ascomycota; Eurotiomycetes; Eurotiales; Aspergillaceae. Gene Ontology annotation, cellular component: cell surface. The record is from RefSeq and is a predicted model, not a curated record. The transcript has 6 exons.